Messenger RNA from Nilaparvata lugens (brown planthopper), 4352 nucleotides. RefSeq lists its product as uncharacterized. NCBI's taxonomy places the organism in Eukaryota, Metazoa, Arthropoda, Insecta, Hemiptera, Delphacidae. The record is from RefSeq and is a predicted model, not a curated record. The coding region runs from base 322 to 4026 and encodes 1234 amino acids. The transcript is spliced from 2 exons. Gene Ontology annotation, molecular function: nucleic acid binding; zinc ion binding. Gene Ontology annotation, biological process: DNA integration.
GUAUGUAGCUAUGAGGUUGGCAGACGUGCUACAAAGAAAUUCGAAGAACUUGUUAGCUUAGUUGGAACUCAUUUAAAUCCAAAGCCUUCCUUUAUUGCUGAAAGGUACAAGUUCAGUUUGCGAAAUCAGCAAGAACACGAAUCAAUUGCUGAUUAUAUUGUCAAACUAAAAGAACUUUCAAUCAAUUGUGAAUUUCAAGCAAAUUGGCCAGAUUAUUUGCGGGAUCGUUUGGUGAGUGGUCUGCGGAGUGAUGCAAUCAAAAAGAGGCUGUUAGGCGAACAUGAGUUAACGUAUGAUGCAGCGGUAAAAAUUGCCUUGAGUAUGGAGUUAACAGACAAGGAGGCGGCUUCAUUAUCAUCAGUUCCAGUAGGCCUCCAAAGGGAGGAAAAGAUCGCGCAGCUUCAGCGUCAUGGUGGAGGAGGUAACAGGCCGGUGGAGAGUCAAGGGCGUGGCCAAUCAACAGUUCAUGGACAGCACGGUGCCUGUUUCUGUUGCGGCAAGUACGGCCACCGCGCUGGAAAUUGCAGAUUCAAAUCGUACAAAUGUAACAAUUGUGGGAAAAGUGGACAUUUAGUUAAAGUCUGUAAAGCAAAGGGUAAGUCUUCUUAUUCAUUUAAUAAUAAAGCACAAAACUAUGUGGAUUGUGCAGAUGUUGGGGGUAAUGAUGGUUUUAAAUAUCGAGAUGAUGAUGAAAAUUGUAAUGAAAAUCAUUAUUUAACCAAUCUAUAUACAUUGAAGUCAGAGUAUGAGCGUGACAAAAUUAAUAGUGUAACAAGAAUCAAGCCAAUCACACUAGAAUUAAUAGUUGAAAACAAACCUCUCUUAUUUGAGGUUGACAGUGGGGCUUGUGUAUCAGUAAUUAAUGUAAGAUGUUAUGAGGAAACCUUUUCUCAUCUGGAAUUGCAGCCAACAAAUUUAGUUUUAAGUUCAUAUACUAAUAAUCCAAUCAUACCUAAGGGCAAAGUGGCGGUUACAGUCAAGCAUAAGAACAGGGAACACCAAUUGACAUUGUAUGUAAUUAACAAUGGUGCAAAUCCAUUGAUUGGUAGAGACUGGAUGAGAGACCUCAAAUUGGUAGUUCAAAUCCCAGAAGCUAAAAAUUUGCAUUCCGUUAUUAGUAAACAACCCAUUAAUAACUCGGAAGUAGGUUUAGUUCAUGAGACAGAGUUGAUAAACGAGUUGUAUAAUAAAUAUCCAGGUGUUUUCACAGACAAGUUAGGUUGCUAUAAGGGUGAGUCAGCACGUUUAGAGUUAAAGGAUCAUGUUUAUCCUAAGUUUUUGAAACCUAGGACCAUCCCUUAUGCAUUGCAAGACAAAGUAAAAGCAGAAAUAGAGAGGCUAGAGCAGGAAGGCAUUUUGGAAGCAGUAAGCAACAGUGAAUGGGGUACUCCUAUUGUACCUGUAAUAAAAAGAAAUGGUGAAUUGAGAAUAUGUGCCGAUUUUCUUAGUUCUACUGUUAAUAAAUGCUUAGUUGUGAAUCAUCAUCCAAUUCCUAAAAUUGAGGACUUGUUUAAUAGAUUACAAAAAGGUGAAAAAUAUUCAAAAAUAGAUUUGUCACAAGCUUAUCAGCAAGUAAGACUUGAUGAAGGAUCCAAACAUAUUUGUACUAUAAGCACUCCUUGGGGCCUUUUCAGAUAUAAUAGACUGCCAUUUGGUAUUGCCUCAGCACCUGGUAUUUUUCAACAAAUUAUGGAAAAAAUUCUGGCUGGAAUUCCGGGAGUAGUUUGUUUUCUUGAUGACAUCUUAGUUAGUGGUAAAAACUUGACAGAGCAUUAUGAUAGGUUAACAGAAGUAUGUAAGAGAUUGGAUGCUAAUGGUUUAGCAGUAAGUAAGAAUAAGUGUGAGUUUUUCAAAAAAACGGUGGAGUAUUUGGGAUUUAUUAUUAGUAAGGAGGGAUUGAGAACAGCACCAAGUAAGAUUGCGGCUAUAACAAAUGCCCCUACUCCAACUAAUGUGAGUCAACUCCAAGCAUUUCUGGGAUUAGUAAACUAUUAUUGUAAAUAUGUGCCUAAAUUAGCAACAAUUGCAGCCCCUCUGCAUCAACUGUUACGUAAAGAUAGUGUUUUCAACUGGUCAGUGUCAUGUCAACAAGCCUUUGAAUUGAUUAAAAGUAAAUUAAUUGCAGCGCCUAUACUAGCACAUUAUGAUGCUAAGUUGCCACUUCAAUUAGCUACCGACUCAUCAGCUUAUGGCUUAGGUUGCGUACUGAGUCAGAUUCAAAAAGAUGGAUCAGAAAAACCAAUUUGUUAUGCUUCUAGAACUUUGUCAAAAGCUGAGAAAGGAUAUUCUGUGAUUGAUAGAGAAGCAUUGGCUAUUGUUUAUGGUAUAAAAAGGUUUAAUCAGUAUUUGUAUGGUAAUAAGUUUACAUUACUAACAGACCAUAAACCGUUAUUAUCUAUAUUUGGGUCGAAGAAAGGAUUGCCAGUAUAUGCAGCUAGUAGGCUGCAAAGAUAUGCCUUGUUUUUGACAAAUUAUGAUUUCAAUAUCAAGUAUAUUACAUCUAGAGCCAAUGCCAAUGCAGAUUGCUUAUCAAGACUUCCAUUGAAUGUAAAAGAUUUUGUUUUUGAAAAUGAUAAUGUGGACUAUGUGGGUACAUAUUUACAGUUUAUCACAGAAAAUGACAUUCCUAUUGAUUUUAACUGUGUGAAAUUAGAAACAAGUAAAGAUACACUAUUAAAAAAAGUUUACAGUUAUGUUAUGUAUGGUUGGCCAGAGGGUAAGCUUAAUUCAGACAUGGAAGAUAUGAGACCAUUUUUCCAAAAACAACAUGAAUUAGUUAUAGAGCAGGGUAUUCUGAUGUGGGGACAUAGGGUUAUUAUUCCUUCCUGUUUACGCAAAGCUUUGCUGUCAGAAUUGCAUUGUGGACAUUUAGGCAUCAUAAAAAUGAAAGCAAUGGCAAGGUCGUAUUUUUGGUGGCCAGGUAUAGAUGCUGAUAUAGAAUGUUUGGCUAAUAGUUGUGGAGCUUGCUUAGAACAAAGGCAACUCCCUUCUAAGAGUGUUUUACAUGUGUGGGAAUUUCCCAAGAAACCUUGGGAAAGAAUUCAUCUUGAUUUCUUGGGUCCAAUCAAUUCACAAAUUUAUCUUAUAAUCAUUGAUGCACAUUCUAAGUGGUUAGAAGUAGAGAAAGUGAAUUCUACAGCUGCUAAAGAAACCAUUUCUAAAUUGAGACCUAUUUUUGCUCGUUUUGGUCUCCCUCAGUACCUUAUUUCAGAUAAUGGCCCACCUUUUACAUCCAAUGAAUUUAAUGAUUUUCUCAAGGCUAAUGGUAUUAGACAUACCUUUUCACCUCCUUUUAGACCGGCGACUAAUGGACAGGCCGAAAAUAGUGUAAAAGUAACAAAAAAACGAAUAAAAUGUGCUCUUCUAGAAAAUGAAAAUGUGGAAUUGGCUUUGUGUAGAUUUUUAUUAGCAUAUCGAAAUGCGAUUCAUGCUACUACAAAUGAGAGUCCUGCUAUGUUAAUGUUCAAUAGACCAUUGAGGUCACGUUUGGAUUUAAUUAAACCAAAUUUGCAAAGGGUUGUUUAUGAUAAACAAGACAAACAAGUGGAAAAUUAUCGGGGAGGUAAGACUAGGGAUUUUAAUGUAGGGCAACCUGUGAUUGUUAGAGACUACAGGGGACAAAGGAAAUGGAUUGAGGCAAACAUUGUUGACAAAUUAGGUCCAGUAACAUAUUUGGUGAAACUAAAUAAUGAUAUAAUUUGGAAACGGCAUGUGGAUCAAAUUGUUAGUGCGCAUUACUCAGCUAAAGAAACGACAUUCACACGUGAUUUAUUGUUGACACCACCGAAAGUGAGCUUAGAAGUGGGAGUUCAGAGAGAUAUAAUUAAUCUGGAUAAGGCAUCGCCAACUGAUCACAUCCCAAUCCCCAUUCAAUCCCCUGGCAGGGAAUUACCUUCCAGGAUUCCACAAAACAGAAAGUCACAGCCUCAGCUGUCGGGUGAAGUGUCUAAUGAUAACUCCUCAGAAUCAGAAAUGAGUAGAUAUCCAGUGAGGUUGAGAAAGCCAGUGGAAAGAUUGAAUUUGUAAUAGUAUUUUCAUUGUUAGAUUUAAAUUUAAGAUUCAGUUUGUAAGAGAUAAUUGGAAAUUAAUUGGUAAUUAUUUUUUUCAUAAAAACUAACUAUUUUGUUAUUGUAAUUUGACUUGUGUUUGCAUUGUUUAUGAUUUCGAUUUUUGAGUGUCACUGGUAAUAGUUCUCUUAUUGUUGAAAUAUUUUGUAAAGUUGAAGGGAGGAAUUGUAAUGUAUGUAGCUAUGAGGUUGGCAGACGUGGUUGUUUUCGCGCGCUCUGUGUGAUCAUAAAGGUUAUGUUGGCAUGAUGAAUCGUAGAAAUAAUAAAGUGAGUUAUUUAAAGUAA